Morus notabilis is the source of this 635-nucleotide messenger RNA. Its product is annotated as protein RADIALIS-like 4. The transcript is spliced from 2 exons. Bases 135 to 389 code for a protein of 84 amino acids. Gene Ontology annotation, molecular function: DNA-binding transcription factor activity. The record is from RefSeq and is a predicted model, not a curated record. Lineage: Eukaryota; Viridiplantae; Streptophyta; Magnoliopsida; Rosales; Moraceae.
AAAAACCAUAAUUUCUUUUCUUUCUUUUCUGCACUCAUUUCUUCUGACAAAUAUAUCUUCCAUAUAUUGUCAGUUUAUCACACCUUAUAAGUAGCUUCACACUCAUUGUAAUUUAGGUAUUCUAUAUUGCAUAAAUGGCAUCAAACUCUCUCACCUCUUCACGUGGCUCUAGCUCAUGGACUCCUACGCAAAACAAGCAAUUCGAAAGGGCGCUGGCCUUGUACGACAAGGAUACGCCGGACCGGUGGCAGAAAGUUGCGAGAGCCGUGGGCGGAAAAUCGGCGGAAGAAGUUAAGAGGCACUAUGAGAUCCUUGAGGAGGAUAUCAGGCACAUUGAAUCCGGCAAAGUCCCAUUUCCCAUCUACAGGUCAGCUGGGAAAAGCAGCUAAUUAAAGUAAGCACAUGUUAGUUCCUGAGGUUCUUGAACUAAUAUAUGCAUGGUUUCAUGGCAAUGAAGUUGAAGCUGUAAAAAAAAAAAAAAAGUACGUGUAGAGAAGUGUGUGAAGAAAUUAGUUGCUCAUGACUCUACUGUGAUUCUCAUGCUACUAUGUAUUCUCUCUCUUUUAUUCUCCCUACAUCCGUACGUACGUAUCUUGAUGUUGUUGUCUGGUUCUUCUGUGUAACAAAAUCAAUGU